This is a messenger RNA of Daphnia pulex (common water flea), 1687 nucleotides long. RefSeq names its product musculin-like. The transcript has 4 exons. Bases 167 to 805 code for a protein of 212 amino acids. The record is from RefSeq and is a predicted model, not a curated record. Gene Ontology annotation, biological process: developmental process; regulation of transcription by RNA polymerase II. Gene Ontology annotation, molecular function: protein dimerization activity; DNA-binding transcription factor activity, RNA polymerase II-specific; RNA polymerase II transcription regulatory region sequence-specific DNA binding. NCBI's taxonomy places the organism in Eukaryota, Metazoa, Arthropoda, Branchiopoda, Diplostraca, Daphniidae.
GGUGAAUAGUCCUGCUGCAUUCUAAUUUUGUCUUUUAAAGACGAAUCUACCAGCUCAGUGAUCAAUCCUCUUAUGGUUUGCUCCUAGUUUAACAUCCUUUUUCGGCGUGCAAUUCAGUUUUCCUUUUAUUUUGUGACUUUGCUCAAAGGAUCUUGAAGUAAAGCAAAUGCCGCGACGAAGAAAGGAUGCGAUAAACGUGACGAUCUCUUCGGCAGGGCGUGGAUAUUCGCAACACCUCCAUCAUCGGUCGACUCUCAUGAAAGAGAAGCCCCAACAGCGAAAUGCGGCGAAUGCUAGAGAGCGGGCCCGGAUGCGUGUGCUUAGCCGAGCUUUCUGCCGAUUGAAGACGACUCUACCCUGGGUGCCGGCCGAUACGAAACUAUCCAAACUGGACACUCUUCGGUUGGCCACCACUUACAUCGGACAUCUGCGAGCGGUUCUAGUCGAGGGUGGUGCAGGAAGAACUUCUCCCGUUUCUUCAUCUCAGCAUCCAGUCGUGUCGAUGAGCUGGCCUUUCAUGUUUAAUAAAUCCGGUAAUGGGCAAUCGAAUUCUUCGUCGGAUAGCGGAUCAGACUCUCCCAUGUCCAGCGUUGAUAAUUUCAAUCUCCAUCAUGAUUGUUUGGCAGCGGAAGAACACCAACCUCAAAACCAACGACAACUUCCGCACUAUCAAUGCAGUUCUCGAGGUGAAAUGUCCAUCAUGAAUGCAAGUUACCAGAUACAUCAGCAGCAUCAACAAGGAGUAGACUAUUCGAGCAUCCCUUCGGAACUUAACUAUUGUGGUAACCUGACAGAAUUACCAUAAGUUUAUUCAGAUCUUGUUUUUAUUUGGAACCUCAAUCUUAAAAAAAAAAAAACACGUUUCCGUUUUUCAAGUGAUUGCUUAAAUUUCCCGGAUAUUUGCAUGUCAAUCAAUGUCAUUUGUGUUGAAGCGACAACGGACCAGUCUGUCGCGCUAUCUUUUUAUGUUUAAUUUCCCUCCUCAUUAAUUAUCCCAUCUUUUUGCCUUAUUACGAGAAGAGAUAUUUAGCUUUGAUACUACGAUUCAUAAUAAAACGCAAAGUUCCAUUAAAUUAUUGCAAUAGGCCUACAAACAAGUUGUAAGCUGGCUACAAUAUGAAUUCAAAAAGCUGACGAAAGAUGAAACAUAAUAAAGCUCAUUUUGACUCGCAGCCAUUGACAUACUCAACAUUGUAUGAAAAUGAUCACUAUACAUGGCUUCUAUAGGAACAAAAUGGCUGGAUUGAAGUCCACGAAAAAACAAUGACAUUGAUAAGUUGUAGGUAAAAAUUAUAGUGCAAAAUAGGGCUGGAAACUGGAAAGGUGACGAUGAUUUUGACAGGGAUGAACACAUCAACGAAAAAUAGUUUUGCAAUGGUCAAUGUGGUAUCGUCGAUCGUUCUCGAGGUUGUUCUAAUAAAAAAAUUGUUUGCGCAAAAAAUGUGUAUAGGCAGGCCUAAAGUCUCAUCAAGGCUAUGUAAACGACUUGUAGGCUUUUAUAUUUUAAUCUAUUUUUUUGAAAUGUAUCACAGCUACGGUCGGCUACGGUUAUUUGUAAAGUAAGCCUAACACAAAGUUAUUUGAAUUUAAAAUCACGUUUUUUUUUUUAAUUUGAAAGCAAGUGCAUCUUCGCUCAUAUCAUAUUUGUGACAACAACAGUUACAUAAACAGAUUUUAAUGAUUUUAA